UGUCCAGGUUAGCCUUGCUGGCAUUCCCAAGCUGGUCUCUGCAUGGCCCUCCACACAGCGAUCCCACCAGGACAAGGCUGAGCAAUGAGAUCUGGGGCUAAAGUGAGAGUUUGCCUCUGAUCCUGCUUGACAAAAGGGGAGGAGAGAAGGAAAAGCCAGAACGCACCUCCAUAUCCUAUUUCAGCCUGCCUUAAGUCACUCCACGAGCACAAUGAGUGGAAAAAACAGUCCAGAGGGUGAAGAAGGAGCCGGGAGGAUGAAGAGUGAGAGCUGGGGGCAGAGCAACGCUGUGGGAGAGGUCAGGAGGGGCCAAGUGAUCCUUGCUGCCUACCUGAUCGUAACCCUGGAGCUGACCUUUCUGUUCAUGCAGUUUGGAGUCAUGCCUUACUUGGCAAAGAACCUGGGUUUGGAUUCGGUGGGGUUUGGGUACCUUCAGACAAUCUUUGGUGUCCUCCAGCUCGUGGGAGGUCCUGUUUUUGGAAGGUUUGCAGAUCAGUUUGGCAACAGAGCUGCCUUAACUCUCUCCUGUGCAUCUGCGAGUGCCUUCUUUCUGCUCCUGUCCAUCUCCACCAGCAUCCCCAUCCUCUUUCUCUCCAGGCUACCAUCAGUGUUCAUGCAUGGGCUGCCAGGUGCUCAGAAGGUCAUCACAGAUCUGACAGCUCCUUCUGAACGUGCUGCUGCCUUGGGGAGGCUGGGCCUUUGCUUUGGAGUAGGAAUCAUCAUUGGCUCUGCCCUGGGAGGGGUCAUUUCCACCAAAUUUGGCGUUUUUGUUCCCAUGUAUUUGGGGCUGGUGGGAAGUCUCAUAAAUACCAUUAUAUCAAUAGUUUGGAUCCCCUCUCCAGCUAAGCCGAAGUCAGAACAACGUAAGACAGAAAACAGCAGUGUAUUCAGCGUCAGAGAAAUCCUACGCGUGAUGAAGUUUCCGGGAGUAAUGGAAAUCUUCUUAGUCAAGGUCCUUUCUGGACUUCCCAUAGUGCAUACUUGGCAUUGGCUGAGAUCAAUGAUGCCAGCUGGUCCUGCUCCCACCACUAGAGAGAGAACAGGCACCUCUAUGGACGGGUGGCUUGCCCAAAGUUUGUUCCUGAUUAUGUUUUCCAUCAUCUCAAUUGAGUUCUUUGGGUUGGAAGCAGUGGAGUCUGGAUACCUGAUGUCAUAUUUCGGUGUCCUUCAGAUGGUUGUCCAAGGCCUAGUGAUUGGAAAACUCACAAGCCUUUGCACGGAGCAGACCCUGCUCAAGCUUAGCAUCUUCAUCUUCGCUGGCGUGGGGCUGGGCAUGGCCCUGAUGAAGACCAUAUGGCAUUACUGCAUCAUCGUGGUGCCGCUGGUGUUUGCCUUUAACGUUCAGGGCACCAUCACUGACAGCAUUCUCACCAAGGCCGUGCCCUCCUCUGACACUGGGACCAUGCUGGGGAUCUGCGCCUCUGUCCAGCCCCUGACGAGGACGGUGGGCCCAACCCUCGGUGUCAUUCUGUACAAGCACUACGGAGUCUCCUCCUUUGGCUACUUGCAGCUCAUUGUCAAUCUCGGUUUGUUUGUUUAUCUCUUAAAGAGCAAAAACCCACUGAGAGAGACAAAAAGCCACUAAUUCUCGAAAGCUGCCACUUCUGUUUUUCCACCGAAAUAAAGAAAGGAACGUUGUUGUA
Messenger RNA from Tympanuchus pallidicinctus (lesser prairie-chicken), 1643 nucleotides. It is a transcript of the gene SLC67A1, whose product is annotated as solute carrier family 22 member 18. Gene Ontology annotation, molecular function: transmembrane transporter activity. Lineage: Eukaryota; Metazoa; Chordata; Aves; Galliformes; Phasianidae. Gene Ontology annotation, biological process: transmembrane transport. The transcript is spliced from 12 exons. The record is from RefSeq and is a predicted model, not a curated record. Bases 212 to 1585 code for a protein of 457 amino acids.